CACAAUUUCCUGAGCAGUCGGCCUGCUACAAUAGAUAUUAGUGGAUUGUUUGGAACUUCCAUUUGGGAGCUGGGGAAAUGCUCACCUAACUCCACCGACUGCUGUGCUCAUAGGCGCUCUUACAAACAUUACGGGGGCUUUAUUUUCCCUGUAUGUACACUGGACUCUCGGACUAAAUCAGACUCUUCCUCUCUUCUUCAUUUUGUAUUCCCAUGCAUGAGAUGAAUUUAUCUCUAUUUUUCCUCUCUUUAGGGUGGAGGAUAUUGUAUGCACAGGACACAAGCUUCUCAAUUUAUAAUGCCCAGCUAAGCGCAAAUCCAUCUGCCACUUUGAAAAAUGGAAACAACAUGAGUGUGACGUGUUCUGUGGAAAUCGCCAAGAGAGAGACAAAAUCAUUUGAGCUGACACCUCAGUACUUAUUUUUCAAGAAUAACCAGCUUAUCUAUAACGUGACCUCUAACAACCUAAAUGUGACUUAUAACCUCAGUCCAGCAAGGGUGUCCAAAUCUGGCCAAUACAGCUGUGAAGUGAUUGUGAAAGGCAAAAGGAAGUCAAGUAAUAAACUGAUCAUUGAUGUUACAGGCCUGUCAAAACCUACAGUGAGUGUUUCUACCAACUCCACAAAGGAAGGACAAACCAUAAUAGUGACUUGCCAUGCACCAGAGGGGGAGGAACCGCCUUUCUACUUCACCUUCUACAAAAUCAAGACAAAAAGUAAUAAACACAUGGAAGAGCUUGGCAUGCUAUAUUCUGACAAAGAUUCAAAAUCCAUUGACAUUCAUAUAGAGGAAGGUGCUCACAUAGUGACAUUUCAUUGUGAUGUUGCACUCAUUAAUGUUCCUAAUUCAAAAGCCUCUGAUCUCAGUGAUGGGAAAAUAGUAACUGUAGAAGAACAGUUUUCAACCCCAAGGAUUGAAGUUUUGCCAUCAGUCAAUUUUACUGAAGGGGAAAACAUAACGGUUAUGUGCUCAAUUCAGACAUCACCCUCUGUUUCUGGAAAGGUGGAUUUUUUUAUUCAGAAGGACACACACAUUUUAAAUAGCUCCACAACAGACACUGUAUCAUAUUUCCAGCUUGCAAAAGAAAACCAUACUGGCCAAUACAUCUGCAAGGCAGAAUAUGAGCAGACUUCCAAAUCCAGCAGCGUCAACGUCAUUGUGAAAGAGCUCUUUAAAAUGCCGCAGCUUGUUUCAAAUAUUAAGAAAUCCAAUAUCAAUAAAGGUGCAAUCUUGACUCUAAUUUGCAAAGUUCCUGGGAUGCCACCUCCCUCAAACCAUACCUUCUUCCAGCUAAAGGAUGGCAAAAUCUACAGCAAAUUGCAGAGGCUUACCAUGCAAGUAAAUGAAGCCGACAGUGCCAAUUAUAGCUGUACGAUCACAGCAUCCAGCAUCUCUAAAACCAGUGAUCCCCUGGACAUCCGUGUCUAUGCCCCUGUUUCCAAACCAGUUCUGACCCAUCGUAACCAGAGUAUCAGCAUGGCGGUACAGGGCAGCACAAUUGAUCUAAGGUGCAAGUGUGACAGGGGAACUCUGCCUAUCACCUAUUCCUUACUGAGAGACAGAAAGGUUCUGAGCACCACUACCAAGACGGAGGACAAAGCAGCCAUGUUUCAACUCUUUAUAAGUGAGCAGCAGAAUUCUGGGCAAUAUCAGUGCAGAGCAUAUAACUUGUAUGAUGGCCCUCCUAUGUUCAGCAACACCAUCAACAUAACUGUCAUAAGUCCUAUCAAGGAGGUCACACUAACAGUCAUCCCAAUGUCGGGCAUGGUGGAAGAAGGCAAAGAGCUUUACCUGGUGUGUGCAGUUACAAACGGGAGUUUGCCCAUCGAUUUCCAGUUCUUUGUUAAAAAAGGAAAGGAAAUUCUCUUGCAGAGCUCAACAGCUAAUAAUUUGUUCUUCACAUAUACACAAAAGUCGUUCAGCUCCCAUAAUGAUGGCAGCUACUUUUGUAGGGCCACCAACGGAGCCCAUCAGACUGUGGACAGUGAGCAUGUAUAUAUAAAAGCUGUUCUCGCUACCUGGAAGAAGGGGCUCAUUGUCUUUGUUGUGUUGAUUCUUGUGGCUGCGAUGGCCAUUUUCUUUUAUUUUUACGUGGAAAGGAAGAAAAAAGGAAGAGAAACAGUGCUGGCUAUGAACAGGACAACUGCUGAAAACAGUUCCAACAAAGAAAAGUCGGCUGCUACAGAAAAAAAGCGUGAAGAAGAAUCCCGUUUGGGUGGCAGUGAAGGCAACAUCCCUGAAAAAAAAGACUCACCUGAAGAUGCCUAAAUGCCCUGGUGCCAUGGGCACUGAAUAAAGAGCGAACCCCAGCAGAAAGCAGAGACUGCCAUUGCUUUAUUGGGACUUAUUUAAGGAACAUACCCAGACAGACACAACUCAUCUCAGCCAGUCCCAGACUCUCUCCAGUUUCACUCCCAUGCCAUCCAUUCUACAAACACCCCACACACGAUUCCAUUCCAGCUAUAGCAGCAGCGGCGCAGUAUCAAAUACCCCCUACUUAUUGCUCCCACAUAGAUACUAAACAAUGCACUGAAAGCUUCAACAUGAUGGGCUGCUUAUGCCUUUAUGUCAACACCACGUGCUCUUACCGAUGUGUUGGGAAAGCAAAUCUCACCUGGAAGUAUUAUUACAAACUGCCACCAGGAGGAGCCCAGUUGGAGUGGGUGUAACAGCUUCCUCAUGAGCUAGUUGCUGUGUUAUUUAUAUGGAAAUGAGACAAGCACCCAACAUGCUACUUGGUGAAUUUAUGCAGCAGCACUACAUAGUAACAUAGUAACAUAGUAACAUAGUAAGUAAGGUUGAAAAAAGACACAUGUCCAUCG
Xenopus laevis (African clawed frog) is the source of this 2821-nucleotide messenger RNA. It is a transcript of the gene pecam1.S, whose product is annotated as platelet and endothelial cell adhesion molecule 1 S homeolog. The record is from RefSeq and is a predicted model, not a curated record. The transcript has 13 exons. Gene Ontology annotation, molecular function: transmembrane signaling receptor activity. Gene Ontology annotation, biological process: immune response; cell surface receptor signaling pathway. NCBI's taxonomy places the organism in Eukaryota, Metazoa, Chordata, Amphibia, Anura, Pipidae. Gene Ontology annotation, cellular component: external side of plasma membrane. Bases 213 to 2267 code for a protein of 684 amino acids.